This is a messenger RNA of Tinamus guttatus (white-throated tinamou), 1747 nucleotides long. NCBI's taxonomy places the organism in Eukaryota, Metazoa, Chordata, Aves, Tinamiformes, Tinamidae. The record is from RefSeq and is a predicted model, not a curated record.
AUGACUUGUCUGAGACAUUUCUUCCUUCCUUCUCUCUUAGGAUGGCAGACUUCAGUGAAAAGUGGGAGUCUUUGUUAUGUUCUUCCUUGCAAUCGUCUGCCUGUGCAGCUGAUGAGUCAAGUGAGAGUUUACACCUCUAAUGGUCAGAAAAAAGAUCUUGGAUCAGAGGAUACAAAUGUAUCAAGUACUGAAGGCGCUGUGCCCAAAGGUGCAACAGGACAAGAAGCCAACAGUGCAGGUCAAAAGCAAUCUUUUCUGAAAGAGCCAAUUCAGGUGAAAGUGAAAGCAGUCCUUAAAAAGAGAGAAUAUGGACCAAAAUAUACACAGAAUAACUUCAUCACGGGAGUCAGAGCAAUAAAUGAGUUCUGUCUUAAAUCCAGUGAUUUAGACCAGCUGAGGAAAAUUAAACGACGAAGUCCCCAUGAUGACACCGAGACUUUCACUGUGUACCUGAGAUCGGAUGUAGAGGCAAAGUCUCUUGAAGUCUGGGGGAGUCCAGAGGCUCUUGCUAGAGAAAGAAAACGCCGUAAAGAGGCAGAGAUCGAGUACAGAGAAAAUCUAUUUAGAAACCAAAGGCUGUUGAAAGAAUACAAGGAGUUUUUUGGAAAUACUAAGCCACGGUCCAGUACAGCAGCUAUGUUUCUCAAGGGACCAGGAAAGGUGGUAAUGGUAGCUAUUUGCAUAAAUGGACUGAAUUUUUUCUUCAAACUACUUGCUUGGGUUUACACAGGUUCUGCAAGUAUGUUUUCAGAAGCUAUACAUUCUUUAGCAGACACUUGCAACCAGGCAUUACUAGCUUUGGGCAUCAGUCAGUCUGCAAGGACACCUGACCCUAGUCAUCCGUAUGGUUUCACAAAUAUGCGCUAUAUUGCAUCUCUGAUUAGCGGAGUUGGAAUUUUCAUGAUGGGUGCAGGACUUUCUUGGUAUCAUGGAAUCAUGGGUUUACUCCAUCCUCAUCCUAUAGAAUCUCUCCUCUGGGCAUAUUGCAUCUUAGCAGGAUCGUUGGUGUCUGAAGGAGCUACCCUUCUUGUUGCUAUAAAUGAAAUUCGGAGGAGUGCUCGAGCCAAGGGUCUCUCAUUUUAUCAAUAUGUUGUGCAGAGCCGUGAUCCUAGUACAAAUGUGGUGCUGCUGGAGGACGCUGCUGCAGUUCUGAGUGUGGCCGUAGCUGCUACCUGCAUGGGCCUGACUUCUUUAACAGGAAACACCUAUUAUGACAGCUUGGGGUCUCUAGGUGUUGGAACUUUGUUAGGAACUGUGUCAGCGUUUCUCAUCUACACUAAUACAGAAGCCCUGCUGGGGAAAUCCAUUCAACCUGAACAACUGCAGCGACUUACUGAGUUACUGGAGAGCGAUCCUGUCGUAAGAGCAAUUCAUGAUGUUAAAGCCACGGACAUGGGAAUGAGCAAAGUGAGAUUCAAGGCAGAAGUAGACUUUGAUGGACGGGUUGUUACUCGUUCUUACCUGGAAAAACAAGACAUUGAACAGCUGCUACAAGAAAUUCAACAAGUGAAGACUCUUGAAGAGCUAGAAGCGUUUAUGCUUAAGCAUGGUGAGAAUAUCAUCGACACGUUGGGAGCUGAAGUAGACAGGCUUGAGAAGGACCUAAAGCAACGAAAUCCUGAUGUUCGUCAUGUGGAUUUGGAAAUACUAUAGACUCGACAGAAGAAGUCUUUAGGUUGCUACCAUUUGGGAAAGAAGCUGUGGGAAGGGAUGAAGGGCUCCCGAGACUGCAGUGACCGCAGCACCA